UCUUCCAUUCCUAAUAUUCUUAGUAUACUGUAUGGAAUCCACUGCAUCUUCAAAUAUGCAAACAGAAAAUUAAAAUUAUAUUAUGGCACAAAGGCUCAACACUGUAUAAAAUAUCUAAGUUAAGAAAGACAUCAUGGGAUAGUAGAAAUAAUGCAGAUUGAGUCUUUUUGAUAGUUUAAAUGGUACAAACCCUUCACAGAAGAGCUAUCAUGAAGCAAUUCUAGAUAUCUAUUUAUUUUUUGAGACAGGGUCUGAUUAUGGAGCCUUAUCUGUCCUAGAACCCACUAUGUAGACCAGGUGUCUUCCUCUGCCUUCCAAAUGCUGGGAAUAAAAGCAUGUGCCUGGCUAUUGAGACAAUUUUAUAUUUUGUUUAACUUCCAUUUUCUCAUACUUAAAAUAGGAUGGUUUGGGGACUGGAGGAUAAACCAAAGGUUUUGUGUGUGUGUGUGUGUGUGUGUGUGUGUGUGUGUGUGUGUGUGUGUGUAUAAAUAUUAAAAUAAAGAAAUUGGGAUGAUAUUUUUAUGUUAUAUACCUCAUCAAAAAUAAACUUCAGAGUUUUAUCUUAUCUCUACAAUGACCACACAAUUUAAAUUAUCUGUAUUAUUUAUAUGCUUAUGAUUACAAGAAAAUUUCAGAGUACUGAUACCAAAAUAAUCCAUGGAAAUAGUCCCCAUGACUUCAUUGUUCAUUGUCUGUGAUCAGCACCAAGUACGUCCCUGACUCAGGGGAAAAAGAACCUGGGGACUCUUCCUCCUGGGAGACAACAGUUCAGUCCCCUCGUUCACCUUUCUUUACUCUGAACAGUGGCCAUCCUCUGUACAACAUAAGGAAACUGGAUUUGAGAGAGAGCUGACAGGGUUUGUAGAACCAAUAAAUACUUAUUGACAGCAGUGUCCAGAAGGCAGAAGAAGAAGCAGAAGGGUUUUAUCUGGUUCUUUUCCUGAUGGUUCUAUGUUUGGUGUUUGCUGAAUAACUCAGAAGUAUUUAUAGGGCCUGUGAGGAAGCACCUCUAACAGGAUAAGAGGCAAAAGUCAUACUAUCUACCCCCACAGCUUCCUUUGUUUAGCUAGUAAGUAAAUAGGAUCAUGAGUACAGUUCAUCUCAGCUGAGGUCUUUGUGGAAACUGAGUAUUUUCAAGCACGGAGACAGAUGGAACUCAGAAGGCCGAGGAGACAAGGAAAUCUGUUUUUAACACACAUUCUCUGUGUCCCUGUUGUAAGCAGUCAGCUCCUAGUACUUGUCAAUAAACAUUACUUUAGCACUUACUCCCUAUGUGGUUUGGGGUAAAUGUCUUCAACACUGUUUUCUGGACUAUGUAGUGAGCUGCUUACCUUAUCCAGAAGAGAAUUGUGAUGAUCUUUGAUGUAAUUAUAUAAAAUAUUGAUCAGAACAUUAAGCAUGUGAUACUCAAAAAAUAUGUGUUAGUAUCACAUCUCUGUGUGCUGACGUGCAAAUCUGCACCUUGGUUUAGUUUAGACUGUCCAUAAGGGAAUAGAGUUCUGAGCUAAAGAAAAGCAAAAGAGUUUCUUCAGCUUCUUGAUUACAAAUGCCAAACUCUUGGACUUGCAAGAUGGAAAGUCUUUGCUUUUUCUCUUUUUCUCUAGAGCUGGGGAUUCAGGCCUGAACUUAUUGUAUGUAACUGUCUAUUUGCAGAAACCAAGUGGGAACUAAUAAUUCAGAAACUAUCCAAACACCAACCUUAUGCCUAGAUUUCUGUGUUUUUCAUCUCUUCAGCUUGGGAAAGGACAUAUUUCUAUAUUACUACAUCACAGACGGGUUUAUAGGGAACAUAUUUAAUGCCUUGCUAAACAUACAUAGAAUGUGGAGCCAAUCUCACUGUACCUAAAAACCCUCUUCUUCCCUAGUAGUCAUGCCUAAAGUAUAUCAUGAAAUGAGAACAGCUCAGAUUCUACAACCAGAGAAUUCCAUCAUUCCAUUUCAAACACUUAGCAUGAAACUCGCUAAAUGGACUGACUUCUCUGUGCCCUAAAUUAUAGCCAACUUACCUUCCUGUUUCUCUGAGCUAUAGUGAGGAAGUAAUUCAUGUGAUCAGGCUUUAAAAUAUUUGUUAGGAUGUGAUGACUGGUAAACAAUAAAUAUUAUCUAAAACAAAAACAAGUGUGGCAGUGCUACAUAUAGCACAUGGAUCUUUUGUUGGGAGAACCCAAUGACUCGUAGAAAUUUACCAGGGGUGGAUUGUGCUGGGAAACACUGGAUCUGUCCAAGCUUGGGUUUCAGUGCUGACAAAGUGAGAAGAGAAACUAGAAAUGAGCAGUAGCUGAUGGAGCUCUGGCUCCUGUGGUUAGUUGUGAUAUUAUUUGUUAUGGUGGUUUCUUCCUCUUUUCUCCUCCUGGUAGAAUUUAGCAUAUGCAAAGGUUUAUCUCGAGUUCAGUCAUUCUGUUUUCAGACCAGAAACACCACAGGAAAUGUUGGCAGAAUGUGCUGGACGUUUUUCAUUUGCCUUUAAUGAUGCCACUAGUUAUCCCUUGUGUCUCAGGAAGCUAAACUCAAAUGAAUAUAUUUUCUGGUCAAACUCAGCCUCUGAGCGAUAUGGAGGCAUAGUCAGAGUGUAAUUCCAAUUCACUCCUGAUGUUCUGCAUCCCAGCCCUUGGCUCUGGUGAGGCAGACCACAAAGUCCCAGUAUGUACCGUCCUUUGUGCUUUAGGCCAUGGGUUGAUAUGAGCUCUGCAGUACAUGUUUUAUCACUCCCUCCCCCUUUGGCUUUCUUAAUAACCUUUCCCCCAAACUGUAGCCCUAUUAGUGAGUUCCUUUUCAUUACCUCUUGAGUGUGCCAUUUGUGAUGGAGAACGAUUGAUCCACUGAGAUUCUAAAACAAAAAAGAAAGAACAUGCAAUUUUGCAAGUUGUAUGGACUAUAAAUUACUGAGAGGUGACCUUUGGACAUAAGGACAAGUGGCCUAGAGAUCACUGAUGUCUAAGAGAUCAAAUUUCUCAGUACUAAUGCUGUAGAACACAGGAUGUGAUGAAAAUGGCCAUCUGUCCACUUAAUAAUUGAUUCCUCCUCCAAGAGUAAAAUUACCUCUGGAUGCUGAUGCCCAGGCAAACCCAAUCUUCAUGACCAAUAUAGAAUGAGUAGGUGUGACUAUGAUUCAUAUCUCUUCUCAAUUAUGCCUUUCAAGAAGCAAGUGUGGGUUUGUCACCUUCUCUUUCCCUUUCCCUUGGCUCCAAUAUUCCAGAAGAUGAAAAUAAUGCAGGCCUCUUUUAGGAGAAAACUCUCCGUCAACCACAGUCCCUGGGGACAAACUAUGAGGGAGAUCUAAAUGUUUACAGCGCUGACUGCUAUUUUGAAGUUUACUCGAAGUUAUCUUAGCAGGCAGUAUCAUCCUAAUCAAUGGACUGAUGGGAAAAGACUUUAGGGAUGAAAUCCCUUCCAAGCUUCCUUGUUUGGAAACCCAAAAGCUAUGUCCCAAGUUGGUUUGCCUAGAGUGGACUGCCUUUGUCUUUGUUCUCCGAGUCAUCUUUGUGCUUCACAUCCUACACCAGAUAGAAGUUUACUCUGUGUACCUCAUCUUCAGCAUCUGCUACCAUGUGGGGAUCAGAGCAACACUGUAAUUUGACCAUAGCCAUUUUGAGUUCAGUACAUCCUCAUUUCUUCCUUUAUUGAGCUAUGUUUAAAGUUAAGCUUUAAAAGUUCCACUUUCUGGAUGAUGAUGCCUCUACCUUGCACUUUAAUCCCCAGUGCAUUUUACAGCUGUGAAAAAGUAGUCAGUUCCAUUUUUUUUUUUGUAUCAACCUACUCCUAAUCGCAAGAGGAAUUAUUUCUGUCAGACUUCUAUGUAGGCUGCUUUACCUCUUCAAGGACGUUCAGCAUGCACGAGGAAGAAUUAUACAGCUCUCUUCAGUGGGACAUUCCAACCUCAGAGGCCUCUCAGAAAUGUUUGUGUUCUAGCAAAUGUUCAGGAACAUGGUGUGUCAUGACGGUGAUUUCCUGUGUGUUCUGUGUGGGCUUAUUAGCGACAUCCAUUUUCUUGGGCAUCAAGUUCUUCCAGGUGUCCUCUCUCGCAAUGAGUCAGCAGGAAAGACUCAUCCAGCAGGACAUAGCAUUGUUGAACCUCACAGAGUGGCAGAGAAACUACAUCCUGGAGAUGAAAAACUGCCAAGCCUUGCAGCAAAGAUCUCCCCGCUCAGAUUGUAACUGCAGCCAUUGUCCACACAACUGGACUCAGAAUGGAAAAAGUUGUUACUAUGUCUUUCAAAUCCAGAAAAAAUGGAAUGGCAGUAAGGAGAUUUGUUUAAACGAGGAUGCCAGACUCCUUCAAAUAGACAGCAAAGAAGAAAUGAAUUUCAUCCUCCACAGCAUACGGAUGACCAAAGAAUUUGGGUACUGGGUGGGAAUGUUUCAAGAUGAACUCAGUCAAUCUUGGUUCUGGCAAGAUGGUUCCUCUCCUCUCCCUGACUUUUUGCCAACAGAGAGACAGUUAUCAGCCAGCCAGAUCUGUGGAUACCUCAAAGACCAUUCCCUCUUCUCAGACACCUGCAACAACUGGAAAUAUUUUAUCUGUGAGAAGAAUGCACUCAGAUCCUGCAUCUGAAAGAUCCUGCUUAGAGCCACCUCUGUUGCAUGAAGGUUUAGAAGAGAUCAAAGAGCAAAUGCAGGAGGAGAUUGGUGUGUGGGCUAUGAAAGCAAACUUGCUUUUAUAUUUACGCUUAGCAAUACUCUUGAAUGUUUUGCAGAUUUCAGUUGACCUUGUCCUGUACUAUGCCAAGGAGAAAAUUGAUUUAGAGCUACAGAAGCCCUGACUCAUUGAUAACAAAGAAGAGAAAAUCAUUUCCUGUUUGUUUGGUAGUCCAAAGUGAUUACCCAUACCACCAAGAAAUUUAGCCAUCAUUGUGGGAAUUUGUUUGUACAGUAAUCCCUAGUUUGUUUUUUAAUAAAUAAAUUUACCAUUAUACUUAACAACUGAUAGAUUUUUCUUCAGAUCAGCUUCUAGGAAUUUUAUAUCAUGAGAUCACACUCUGAGAGGAGACAGAUAGAUUUCCAAACUAGUGUUACUAUGAAUCACAUGCCUGGGGUCCUUUGGCUAUAGAUAGAAAUGAGCAGGAUGGGGACCUCCAGUGCUGGUAAUCCUCCUCUGACACCCAAGGCCUAGGGACUGACCUCACAGAUAUAGAGGCUUGCAGUUCCUAACCCUAGGAGCUUGGGGGUCUAUUGCUCUAGGAUCUGGAUGUGCAGGCUGGAGGCUUAUUUCUCUGGGGUUUAAUCACCACU
This is a messenger RNA of Peromyscus maniculatus bairdii (prairie deer mouse), 5229 nucleotides long. RefSeq names its product C-type lectin domain containing 9A (gene Clec9a). Gene Ontology annotation, biological process: receptor-mediated endocytosis. NCBI's taxonomy places the organism in Eukaryota, Metazoa, Chordata, Mammalia, Rodentia, Cricetidae. The record is from RefSeq and is a predicted model, not a curated record. Gene Ontology annotation, cellular component: membrane; cell surface.